This is a messenger RNA of Notothenia coriiceps (black rockcod), 1048 nucleotides long. Its product is annotated as TATA-binding protein-associated factor 172-like. The record is from RefSeq and is a predicted model, not a curated record. Gene Ontology annotation, molecular function: DNA binding; ATP hydrolysis activity; TBP-class protein binding. The transcript is spliced from 5 exons. The annotation marks the transcript as partial. Lineage: Eukaryota; Metazoa; Chordata; Actinopteri; Perciformes; Nototheniidae.
GAGGAAGGAAUAAAUGCAAGAUGGCUCCUCAUAUAAAAACAGUCUUCUGGGUAGCCCUCGGCUUGCUACAAAAUAACUCUUUACACCUUAUUAGGUUAAGAUAUUUAUCCUCGAAGAGUUCUGAAGGGUAACUUAAGCUAUAGAUUGAUAUGCGUAUGGUAAUUGUCGAUAUUUUCUGGGAGAAGAUAGUGAAGAUACAGCAGGGACAACUUUGAAGCCAUGAAUCGGUGGUGAACUCUCUCCGCUCGGCAGACAGAGUUGGGCGGUCAGAAGCACACAGCCUGGGCCUCAGCUAGCUAGCCGUAGCGGCUAACUAGCUUAUGACUUCAUCCAGCUAACAACGUUACCAUUAUCCGCCGCGUUGGAAACGUUAAACAGCAGAAAAGGAAACGUUUUAAACUACUGGUUGCCUGUUGAAUGUGGGACGUGAAAGGCCAUACCAUAACGGACCAUGGCUGUAUCAAGACUUGAUCGUUUGUUUAUACUGCUUGACACCGGAACAACACCAGUAACCAGGAAAGCAGCCGCCCAGCAGCUUGGAGAAGUGGUCAAACUCCAUCCACAGGAACUCAAUAGCCUUCUGCUAAAGGUCUUGAUCUACCUAAGGAGUCCUAAUUGGGACACCCGAAUAGCAGCAGGCCAAGCUGUAGAGGCCAUUGUGAAGAAUAUUCCUGAGUGGGACCCGGCGCCAAGGCCCAAAGAAGAGUCUUGUGAAGACUUGUCUCCGGAGGACUCCUCUUGUGACCGCUUGAGUUUCUACCACUUUGACAUCUCCCGCCUCCUCAAACACGGAGCGUCUCUGCUGGGAUCUGCGGGGGCGGAGUUUGAGCUGCAGGAUGACAAAAAUGCUGAGAUGGACCCUAAGGAGCGUCUGGCCCGCCAGAGAAAGCUCCUUCAGAAGAAGUUGGGUAUGGACAUUGGUGCGGCAAUUGGCAUGGACACAGAGGAGCUGUUCAACGACGAGGACCUCGACGACAGCUGCCAGCCCAGUGAGCUCAGAGCGCAAGGAAGCAAAACCACAGCUGGAUCCAGCUGUCACAACCAUGUG